Messenger RNA from Salvia splendens (bonfire salvia), 6171 nucleotides. Its product is annotated as protein NETWORKED 1A. The record is from RefSeq and is a predicted model, not a curated record. The coding region runs from base 693 to 5981 and encodes 1762 amino acids. Gene Ontology annotation, molecular function: actin filament binding. Gene Ontology annotation, cellular component: plasma membrane. NCBI's taxonomy places the organism in Eukaryota, Viridiplantae, Streptophyta, Magnoliopsida, Lamiales, Lamiaceae. The transcript is spliced from 5 exons.
AAGAUUCAAUCUUGGAGUUUUCUGAGAGUCCCAUUUUCAUGAAUGGCUUGAUACUGUACCCAUUUGAUUGGAUGCUCUGAUUUUUUGUUUUUUAGUUAAAUGCUUUGUGUUAGUUUUGUUACGGUAAUAAAUCAUGUGUCUUAGUUCAGGAAGUUGUUGAUCUGUGUUGUCAGGGAUGACUUGUGUCUGUUUACAGUAACGAUGAAGCUCAUUGCCAUGAAAAAGCCAUUUUCUUUGUCAAAACAUUUCCUCAAAUUGAGUUUUGAGUUCAACAUAUUUUGUUUCUAAAAUUGCAUAUUUUCCUUCUGUGAUCAACUGCUUCUUUUCAUUGCACUUUAUCUUUGUAGCUUCAUUGCUUGUUCAUGGAUAUCGGUUGUUUUUUGUGCUCCAAAAGCAUAUUUUUGUGGAUGAAACAUCCAAAUUUGCAGCCCUUGGUUCUGCAUAGGAUUUCUUAGAAUGUUUUUGCUAUUAAGAACUUCACUUCUAUUAUGGAAUUCUCAGUUGUGUUUUGGCAUUUGUUCCUGAGGAAGUGGUUUGAAGUUAUUGGUGUUAUUAGGAUUUCUUCCACAAAUUUUGCUUAUUGGUCACUAUAGUGAACUUCAUUUACCAGUUCCUGAUCAAGUAGAGUCUAACAUACAACGAGCAGAUUUUUUGAGGCUAAACUAGAGCAUUACUUGCUCUCUGCUGCAGUUAUGGCAGCCUUAUCACGUUCAGAAUCGAGGCGGUUAUAUUCUUGGUGGUGGGAUAGCCACAACAGCCCUAAGAACUCUAAAUGGCUCCAAGACAAUCUAACAGAUAUUGAUUCCAAAGUCAAAUUUAUGAUCAAGCUACUCGAAGAGGAUGCAGACUCGUUUGCAAGAAGGGCCGAAAUGUACUACAAAAAACGGCCUGAGUUGAUGAAGCUAGUUGAGGAAUUCUACAGGGCGUAUCGUGCACUGGCUGAAAGGUACAAUCACGCGACAGGGGAGCUGCGCCAUGCCCAUCGGACCCUAGCAAAGGCAUUUCCUGACCAAGUACCUGUCGAUCUGAUCGAAGAUUCCCCUUCAAAACCUCCUGGCACACCUGAAACAAGAAUAGUCCGUGCAUUGUUUGGCACGGACGACAUGCAUGGGAUUAAAGAGGAUCAACAAAUGGGAGAUGAAGAAGAUUUUAAAUAUAUUGAGCAAAGCACAACUUUCAAUGAUCAAGUGCAGAAACUUUCAAAUGAGAAUCAACAUCUCAAAGACGUUGUUGCGAAGGAGACUGGAAGAGCUGGAGAAGCUGAGAGUGAAGUUGAGAACUUGAGACGGGCCCUUGCUGAUAUCCAAGCUGAAAAGGAGAGUGUUCUCGUCCAGUAUCAACAGUGUCUGGCAGAGCUAUCCAGUGCCGAGAGGGAGCUAAACAAUGCCAAGGAUGACUCUGUCGAGCUCAAUGAGAGAGCUAGCAGAGCUGAGAUAGAAGUCCAGACGCUGAAGGAAGCUCUUGUUCAGUUAGAGGUCGAGAAGAAUGCUGGACUCAUUAAACACCAGAUGUACUUAGAAAAGAUAACAAAUUUGGAAGAGAAUCGCAGGGAACUGGGAGACAAAAUCUCUAGAUUAGAGCGUGAAAGCAAAGAAGAUUAUAAACAAUGCCUGGAAAAGAUAUCGAUUCUUGAGAAUCUGAUCACCAUUCUUGAGAACGAGGCUCGACUGCUCAAGAAACAAGCUGAGACAGCAGAAAACCAAGUCUCUGAGCUUCAGCGGUCCCUUGCAGAUCUCAACAAGGAGAAAGAAGAUUCUGCACUGCGCUACAAAAGCUGCUUAGAGACGAUUUCCAAGCUCAAGAAGGACUUGGUGAGUGCGAAAGAGGAAGUCAAGCGCCUCAACAAUGAUGUUUUGAUCAGAAAUCUGAAGCUUAGGACUGCUGAAGACAAGUCUAUCCUGUUGGAGAUGUCAAAUCUUUCACUGCAAACUGAGGCAGAGAAACUGGAAAAGAAGAUUGCUGCCAAGGAUGAAGAGCUAUCCCGUAAGCAGGAGGAGUUGGAGAACCUCCAAACAUGUUUGCAAGAUGAACACAUACGUCGUGCAAGUGUUGAGGCCACUCUUCAGGACCUGCAUUCUCAAUCUCGAGAUGAUCAGAGAGCUCUGAGGCAGGAGCUGGAGAACGUGCUUUGCACUCUCAAGGACUUGGAAGCAAGGAAACUGAGACUUGAAGUAGAGAUUUGUCAGGUUCGGGAAGAAAAUCAAAGCCUGAGUGAAGCAAAAUCAUAUUCGAUGGAGAAUAUGCAGAAGGAAAUCCUUACCUUGAGGGAGAUCAAGGAGAGGCUUGAGAAGGAAGUUUCACGCCACACUGUCCUAAGUAAUUCUCUCAAGCAGGAGAUAACGCGCCUGGAAGAGGAAGUUGAGGGGCUGAAUAGGAGAUACCAGGCUUUAAUCGAACAAGUUGAAGCAGCAGGUCUGAGCCAGAAGUGUGUGGUGAGUUCAAUAAAGAGCUUGCAGAAUGAGAACUCAAUGCUGAGAGAGAUAAAUGAAGAGGCAAGCGACGAGAGACAAAUCCUGUCGGAUAAGCUGAAGGGCAUGCAAGAACUUCUGGAUAAAAAGGUGGUCCUAGAAAGCUCCCUCUCGCGCUUGCAGAGUGAGCUGGAGAGCUCACAAGACACGGUUAAAGCAUUGCAAGAAUCUUCCUGGUUUCUCCAAGGAGAAAAUGCCACAUUUGUGUCUGAGAAAGCUUCUCUUCUGUCUCAGUUGAAGGCUAUGACGGAUAAUAUGCACAACCUAUUGGAGAGAAACGCAGUCCUUGAGAAUACCCUCUGCAAUGCAAGAGUAGAACUCGAAGGUUUGAGGGAGAAAUCCAAGGGAUUGGAAGAGAUGUGUGAUUUGCUUAAGAAUGAAAGAUCACAUCUUUUGGAGGAAAGGAGUAGCUUGGCGAGUAGGUUGGCUAACGUCGAGAGUAGACUGGAAACCUUGGAGAAAAGAUAUACGGGGCUGGAAGACAAGUGUGUGAGCCUUGAGAGAGAAAAGGAGGCAGUGCAUUGUCAAGUCGAAGAAUUCAAAAUUUCAUUGCUUAUGGAGAAGCAAGGACGAAGUUCCUCCCAGCUCCAGAGCAAUACCAGAUUGGCCGGACUUGAAGACCAAAUUCGUUUCCUGAAGCAAGAAAAUGGCUGGAAGAAGAAGGAAUACGAGGAGGAACUCGAGAAAUCACUAAAAGCUCAGUUUGAGAUAUCUAUCUUGCACAAAUUCAUGAAAGACAUGGAAGAGAAGAAUUGCUCCAUCAUCAUUGAGUGUCAGAAACAUGAUGAGGCGUCCAAAUUGGCUGAGAAAUUGAUCUCGGAGCUGGAGAAUGAGAGCCUCGAGCAACAAGCGGAAGCUGAAGUCUUGUUGGAUGAAAUCGAGAGGCUGAGAUUGAACAUAUACCAGGUGUUCAGGGCUCUUGAAGCUGACUCUGACUGUCACCCCGAGGAAAAGAUUGAGGGUGCUGUCCUCCAUAUUCUAGGAGCUAUCGAAGAUAUGAAAUGUUCCAUCUUGAGCCAUGAGAAUGAAAAGGAGCUGCUCUUGGUCGAGAACUCGGUUCUCCUGACUCUCCUCGAGCAGUUGGAGUCCAAGGGGAUGGAAUUUGAGUUGCAGAGGAAGACAUUGCAACAAGAGUUCAAAACAAUGGGCGCUAUGGCGACAACUGAAAAGGACAAACUCCAAGAGCUGAACGCGAUAUUAAAAUCCGAUGUAAGUGAGAGCCGCCAGCAUGCUGCUAUGCUUGAAGCUGAAUUGGAGAGUCUUAUUAUUAAACAAGCUGAUUUGCAUAAAUCAUAUGAUGCUUUAGAGGAGGCGUACUUGCAAGUGAAUCGAGAUAAUACAAACUUACUUAACAAGUUUUCUGAUCUAAAGGAGGAGAAAUAUAAGGUAGAUCAGCAUAGCAAUGCUGCUCUACUUGAAUGCCUAGCAACAGCUAAUGAAUCAGUUGUUUUUAGGAGCUUUGUUCAUGAGAAGGCUUCACAAGUAAAGUUACUUCUCAGUGAUCUGAAUAGACAGCAUGAUAUCAAUUGUGGCCUUGAAAGAAAGAUGUCUGCAUUGGUAGAGAAGCUGGAGCUGCAAAACGCAGAAAACGAACUCUUGAAAGAUACUGUUCGUGAAUUGGAAGGAGAGGUGCAAGGGAUGAGAGAGCACAAUGUUGAGAUGAAGAAGGAGAUUCUAAGUGGUAAACAUAGUUUGCUUCAAACAGAGGGAAAGCUCCUGGAUGCAGAAACGAAGCUUCAAACUGUUGAAAAUUUCAACCUACAGUUGUGCAGAACGGUGGAUGAGCUGAUGACUGAUGUCCAAGAGUCAGUGCAGAUGAAGGAGACUCUCGAGAAGGACAUCACCCGGCUGUUCGAAGCUAAUUCAGCCCAGAGGGAGGAAAUGGAGAGCCUAAAGGUGAUGAAGAUGAACUUUGAGAGCGAGCUUUCCCAACUCCGUGAGCAGAUGGAAGAGAACACCAUUAGAGAACGGGCUUUGUGUUCAGAUCUCAAGGAGAAGAGCACCGAGUUUGAACUCUGGGAAGCUGAAGCAACUGCGUUUUAUUUUGACUUUCAGAUCUCUUCUAUCCAUGAAGUUCUGUUCAAGAACAAAGUGCAGGAGCUUAGUGGAGUAUGCAGGAAACUUAAGAAUGAGAAUGCUUCAAAAACAUCUGAGAUGGAGCAAAUGAAAGGUCAGAUUAGCUCGAUGGAGAAUGAAAUUACUGGGUUGAAAUCACAACUAUAUGCAUAUUAUCCAGUUAUAGCUGCUCUAAGAGAUGAUAUAAUGCUUCUUGAGCACAAUGCACUUCUUCAGAUGAAGCUGAAAGCAUCCCGUAGACACGAGACAGAGAUUCUCGAAUUCGUUGCAGAUGACUCUGAGACAGUUGUUGAAGAUUCAUCCCUUGUUGGCUUACAGAGCUUGCAGAUGAGAGUGAAUGGGGUUGGGAAGUUGAUGGAAGAGAUGAACAAGCCGGCAGCCCUCAGAAGAUCAAUUUCCAGAAGCAAGCAAGAAUCUACAUCGGGUGAGCUGGAGCAGGUGAAGUCACGUUGUUUCUCGGGCAGGGACAAGCACGAGCACAGCCGGAGGAAAGGGCCUGGAAGCGAGACAAGCAACACUCCCAAGCUGCAGAAGAUAAAAACCAAAGCCUCUGAAACAAAGAAUGGAAUGCUGAUAAAAGACAUUCCACUUGAUCAAGUCACGAGCGCCUCACUAAAAGCAAUCCGCAAGAAAGGCAGUGGGAGGGUAGACGAUCAGAUGCUUGAGCUGUGGGAAACUUCCGUGGGGAAAAGAGGAGACCUAACAAUUGGCGAGUCGCUUAGGAGGUCGUUCAAGACGACUGAUAAGGACAUAGUGUACGAUGAUUUUGAGAACGCGAAACGCAUGUCUGAUCCCCCCUUCACUGAUUCUGAUGCGGAGAAAGAGCUGGGCGUGGACAAGCGCGAGGUUUCGAGAAGCAGCGGCAGCAGCAGCGAGCUGAACAGAGAAGUGAGUGGCAGGAGAGUCCUUGAGAGGCUCACCUCCGAUGCCCAGAAACUCGAGAGCCUUCAGACGACAGUGCAGAACCUAAGAGGCAAGCUGGAGACCAACAGAAAAGGUUAUAGGAAGGCCAAGAAUGUUGAUCUUGAAACAGUUCAAGAACAGCUGCUGGAAGCAGAGGAAACAGUGGUGAAUCUAGUGGAUUUGAACGGCCGGCUUGUGAGGAGCAUCGAGGAAUGCCCUUCCCCGGAUGGGAAGGCGUCACCACAGAAGAAAGAGGCUGUCAAGACUCGGAGAAGGAAGGUGACAGAGCAGGCGCGAAAGGGGUCUGAAAGGAUCGGAAGGCUGCAGCUCGAGCUUCAGAAAAUCCAGUACAUCCUGCUGAAGGUGGAGGAUGAGAAGAACAAAUCUAGGAACAAGUUUCUGAAGAGCAAAACCAUCAUCCUGAGAGACUUCAUCUACAAUGGAAGACGGAACAGCGGGAGGCGCAAGAAGGGCCCUCUGUGUGGGUGUUUUAGGCCUUCAAGUUCAAGUAGUAGGAGUGGAAGCAGCCCUUAGUUUUUUAUUAUUCUUUUUUUUUUACCCUUUGGAUUGAAUAGAAGUUUGCUACAUGUAUUUUAUCUUCUCUUUGAUUAGCUGGAGAAGAACUGAUCUCCUUAUUGUAGAUGAUGUCUAAUGUUUUGAAUAAACUGCUUCUGCUAUCACAUACUAUAUGUGAGUUGAGUAGGAGAAUGUCUAUUGUGUUUCA